Osmerus eperlanus (European smelt) is the source of this 4933-nucleotide messenger RNA. Its product is annotated as mediator of RNA polymerase II transcription subunit 1-like. The record is from RefSeq and is a predicted model, not a curated record. Gene Ontology annotation, molecular function: DNA-binding transcription factor activity; DNA binding. The coding region runs from base 1089 to 2918 and encodes 609 amino acids. Gene Ontology annotation, biological process: circadian rhythm; regulation of DNA-templated transcription. NCBI's taxonomy places the organism in Eukaryota, Metazoa, Chordata, Actinopteri, Osmeriformes, Osmeridae. Gene Ontology annotation, cellular component: nucleus. The transcript is spliced from 2 exons.
CGAAGGAGGAGGAGAGUAAAGGAGGAGGCAGAUAGGGAGCGAAAAACAAAACGUGACUAGGCACCAAAAGCGUCCUGUUAUUGCAACUGCUGACCCACUAACAUACAUUUUGAGACAUCGAGAGAGAGAGAAAUAGUGAGUGAGUGCGAGAGAGAGAGAGAGAGAGAGAGAGAGAGAGAGAGAGAGAGAGAGAGAGAGAGAGAGAGAGAGAGAGAGAGAGAGAGAGAGAGAGAGAGAGAGACGAAACUGGAGCAAGUCCCCAACAUAACAUGCGGAGCAGGUUCAAAAUAUGCAACACUGUACUCUGCUCGCGUCCUUGCACUCAUCACAGAGCUCGUAUUGAACGUUCAAGAACGAUCGCACAUUAAGAGAAAUUCAAUAGACUGCGUCGGAAAGAUAGAUUUGUUGAUAGAAUCGUGACUACGCAUUGUGGAUUUGUAUUAUAACCUCGAAAAGGCCUUUCAUCUCCGAAGCGCGUGGAGAAGGAUCGAGGCAGCGCCCCUCCCUGAGAGACUGACACGCCGAGGUAGACAGAGUGACCUACAUCCUGCUACACGCCUGCAGCUGUAGGACACGGCCUCCGCUCACCGCUAAGACACGCCAAAACAAACCAGAGGCGAACAAGCCCACGUUACAUUCUCCAGACUCCAGAAAUCGGAGACAUUUGGGGGUUUUCUUUUACAGCUCCCAACAGCUCCGACCUAUAUUUAGCUGAGAAUUAUCAAAGAACCGUGAGCCUGACAAGAGGCAGAACGCUAACCAGGAACUCUCCUGCUGAAUAAAUGAGGGGGAUCGACGUCAAGUUUCACCUCUUCCUGAUCUUCCUGGCUAAUUUAGACACAUGAACAUUGACUGGCAUUAAGAACCUUGACGCAACCAAUGCGGUUCAACUCGAAAGGCGCUCAAAUACCAAGAGAGUUUUUGGCAGAUCCUGCCACAUAAGGAGUAGAAGAAGAAAGGCAGAACCGAAAAGACAAAAAGCGGCCGACCGAUUGUCCUUACCACCCCCUUACCUCCCCUGGACACUAUACCUAGUUCCAUUCGCAUUGUUCCAGGCAGAAGUCCAAACUGGCUGCAACUGAACCACAAUGGAAAUCCUGAGUUCACACCUGCAGUCGCUGCACCAAAGUCCAGAGAGUCACCUGGACAACCUGGACACCUUCUCCAACUACGAGGAGUCCCUGGCCUCCCCUCAGGGAUCGCCCGAGCGCCAGGGCCGAUCGGCCAAACCCAAAUCCAACAUGAGCUGCCGACGCAAGCGGGAGUUCAUCUCCGACGAGAAGAAGGACGCCUCGUACUGGGAGAAGCGGCGCAAGAACAACGAGGCGGCCAAGCGCUCGCGGGAGAAGCGCCGCCUCAACGACAUGGUGCUGGAGAACCGGGUGAUGGCGCUGAACGACGAGAACGUGCGCCUGAAGACGGAGCUGCUGCAGCUCAAGCUGCGCUUCGGCCUCAUAAGCACCGCCGCCUACAUGGAGAAGAGCCAGCAGAUAGGUGGAAGUCGAAACGGCGGCUCCUCCUCUUCCUCCUCGUCGUCCCAUCACUACUACUCCAGUGGCUACUCCAGCGGCUCUCAGGUGAUGAUGAACUCGGACUCGUCGGAGACGGAGCAGUCAGGCAGGGGGGAGGAGCAUGGUCAGCUGUCCGUCAAGUACUCGCCCCGCGGGUCCCUGUCUGACAUGUCGGAUGGCUCCUCCAGAGACAGCCCCGAGCCAAUGAACUACGAGAUCAAGCAAGAAAGUGGUGGGCUGGACAUGGAGAUCGAAAGCGGGGCCACGGCGCAGAUGAUGUUCCAUGUCCACCGCAGUGGGCUGGCGUCUGGCCACCACCAGCAUCCCCAGGAGAUGGAGUCGGCCUAUCAGCGCCAACACUCCAACACGCACCACCACCAGGAGCCCGUGGCCAGCCAGCCUUCUCUUGCUCCCCCUGCCGCCCAGAGGAGUGUCAUCCUGUAUCGCUCCAGCAGUGGCUCCUACCCUGUGGAAAGCCAGAGGCUCCAGGACAUGGACCAGCAUGUUACCCAGCAGCAAGCCCUCCGAGCCCAGCCCCAACAAAGAGACGGGUCCACAGAGAGCUCUGAGACCCUGGCAGAGGUGACCAAGAUACUGGAGAGGAAGAUGCUGGACUCCCCUCCAUAUGAGUACUCGGACAGCCAGAGCGAGGCAGGGGACAGGGAGAAGCAGGUGUCCCGAGACACCCACAUCCAGCACCAGCAGGAGCAGAGGAGCCACCACCAGAGAAUCAGCGUCCUCGCUUCCGAGUUCCCUCACAAACACGAGGACACCAGCCAGGCUCACCUGUACUCCCACCUGUCUCACCCCCAGCAUCUCAGCCCCCAGAACGAGGAGCCCCCCAUGCUCACCUACGAAGGGGGACCCAGGAGCGAAGCCUUCUUCCAGGGGCUCUCCUCCUCCACCUCCAACAAAGACACCUCCUCCAGUGACGGAGACCCCCGCAGCUCCGACAAGGAGGCCUCCACAGACGACGAGUCCCCGUCCUCCUCCUCCUCCGACGCGGGGAGCUACCACCAGCACCUCCCUGGGGCCUCCCCUCUGUCCUUCUCCUCUGGCCAGGUCCAGGGCCAGGCCCGGGACACCCAGGGGGAGGUGAAGGGAACGGCCUUGCCCCACAAACUCCGACUCAAACACCGAGCCAUGAGCUCCAGUGGGAGCGGGAGCAUCUCAGGUCAGGAGUCUCCCAGCACCCCUCCCUCCUCUCUCCCAGGCCUGCCCCAGCACCCCUACCUUGCCCUCACCCAGCAGCAGAGCAGGAAGGACAUGGAGAGGGACAUGGAGAGCCAGGGUCAGACCCCCGCCGGCUUCUGUAAGCAGGGCCUCCAAGCCGAGGGCUCCAGAAAGGAUGGGGGAAAGAAGGAGUGCGGUGGACGCCGGAACAAGAGGCGAGACGAGAGAGUCUAACGGACUUCUAAAGACAAUUCGAGGCGACAGAAACAUUUCGGAAGUCUUUCACAGCGUGGCGUGCGACAGGCUCUCUCUUUCUCGCCGAAAACGGAAUCCACCAUGCGCCUUUGAUAUCUUCACCCCGAUCGCACCCUCCUUUCCUCCCAUCCCUCCAUCAAUCCCCAGGGACCAGAGAACUGGACCUGCUUUACCAAACGCCCUCCAAAGUGGAGCUGGACUUAAGAUGUAUCAUACAUGUAAAUAAUGUACAGAUUUUUGGUUGUUGUUGUUCUUUGCAUCUUCUCCAUAACAACAGAGGCACUUUUGUUUCCUUUUUUUUUCUUUUAUGAACGACAGAGAAUUAAACACAUUUUCUACAUACCCGCGUCCGACAAAAACUAGCCUAAAGUCAACAUUCUCCCAGCAAAAAGCACAGUAAGUCAUUUCAGACGAGACCGUUGGUGAUUGUUUAACUCAACUUACAUAGCGUAUCCACUCUAGCAUCAGGCAAACACAAACAAAGCUUGAACAACAAAAACUUGCUACAAAAUUCUGGGAACCUUCCCCUGACCAAAGAAGCAACGACACGACACACGACCAUCUCUCUUCCGAAAUGCCCUACCUCCAGCUAUUCAUCCUCAAUCCCUCCUUUCACCAUGAUCUCACGGCACCAAACAAUCACCUUCCUUCUUUUUUUAAAGCACUUGGUUUGUACUGUAUAUUACUGUGAUAUAUCAUUUUACAUAUCGUAUAUGAAUAUAUAUUUUGCAAAGAAAAACACAAACAAACAAACAAAAACUAAAAUGCUUCAAACUGCUAAAGGCAAAGAAAGAACAUGGUUGGAAUUUGUAUCGUUCUUGUUAGUGUCCGAGUUACUGUACAGACUUAUUCAUUUACUGCUCCUGCAACCCCCCCAGCCCCCUUACUGAGAUUAAAACAUGUCCCCUUUCACUGUUUUUGAGGUCGGACCCAAUCACUUGUGUGUACAAUGUUUAAUGAGAAACGGCCAACAGCUUCUCUGUACUAGCCUUUUGAAUUCUCCCGCUCCCCUGUGCCCAGUUACUGCAGAAAAGCCCAUAGGAACAUAGACCACAGUUAUGAAUGUGUACAGCCCUCUGAAGAUACAUAUGAAGCCUUGGUUCAACUUACACUGUACUGUAGGGUUAGAGCAAGCUUCAAACCACAAGCCUUCUUAAUCACAUGCACGCACACCAGAAAAAGUUUUCCCUAAUUAGAGUUUAUUGUAAUCCGUUGUAUUGGGCCAGUCCAGACAUUGACAAAGUGCCCCCAAGACUGACCAUAAACCCAGACAUGAGUAAAUUAGAUCUAAUUAAAUUCAACCUAAAUCUUAUGGCUCAAAAUCAAUUUAGAGCUAAUCAAGGCUAUCCUAAUUAAGUUACACAAAAAAAGGAUAAACUCUACUUUGUUGAGGAAACAUGGAUUUCCUCCUACUCCUUCCAAUGUGCCUCUUUAACCAAUACUGGGGGGGACCGCCCCCUGGCCUUUUCUAGCUCUCCUAUUGGGCGACAGUGAACCACUUGCACUGGAUGAGAGUAUUUGAAAUGGAGUCUAUGUACCAUGAUUGGCUUUUUCGGCACUCGUGUAUAAAUGUAAAGUUCUCCCCCUCCCUCAGACAACACUGUAACGUUAUUUCAAUGUCUUUUGAUUUCUUCUUUCGUCAUUGGUUGUUCUGUUUUUCUCUUAUGGUGUCUUUUUGUUUCUACUGGCUGUGAUGACAUGUAACUGCCCGUCUUUGUCCCUCAAGCCUUCCCGUUUUCUCGACCUGUAUCGAUCCGUAACGUUUGUGUUUUGGGCUGAUGGUUUCAUGAAAAAGACAAAGGAAAAACAGAAAAAAAAUGAGUCACAGGCGAUGAUCGUGUGGUGUUUGGGAGCGUCGCCUGGGUUGGCGCUCUCCAUUCUUAAUGACAUGCCCUAUGUAUGUAAAGACACUAAUGUUCGACAUGGAGCAUGGGUGCAUUUCAAGAUUGAAAAAUAAAAAGAAUGUUGAAUUUCUCGACAUAUCGUAAAAACGA